AAAAUAAACGCAGCCGCAGUGGUGUGUGACGUUGACGUGUUCACGUCACGCGCGAAAUUCAGAACGGGAAAACAAGAGGUGGCGCGCGCCUUCAUUUGGUGUCUCUAAACAUUACCUAAACGCAUUCAGUAAUGGCGGAUCAGAGCUGUUACUCCCCGAGCUUUAAGAAGCCGUGUGAUGUGCUCCGCAUGAGGAGAAAGCGGGCCCGGAAUGACGGAGCCGCUGCAGCUGCAGGAUCCAGCGGCUCGGCGGGAGCUGAUAGUCGGCCUGUCAGCCCCGGAGCAGGCGGCAGAGUGAAGCGCAGAAACCCGUUCGCCAGCAUCGAGAACACGUACAACAGCCCGAAGAAGAGAAAGUGUUCAGAAAACACACCGCAGUUCAGAACACAGUCUUCAGCAGAGCGGGAUGCGAACAGAGGACCGUCUCUGAGAGAAAACCUCUUCAUGAGCGACAGGUGCACAAAGCCAGAGGGACCGGUUUUUUUCUCUGAAGAUCAGUCGUUAUUUGAAGAGGAUGUAUUUGAGGUAGAAAAAUCCAGCCUUAUCCUGAAGAGUCCAGAGGCUCCCGAUCUUCGCAGUGAGUCCCGUCCGGAAGUGUGUCGAGAAUAUCCGGCAGACUGGAGUCUGAAGACCCGAGUGCUAGUCACCUCUCCACAGUCUUUCUCCUGGGCUGAGCAUCUGAAAGCUCAAGAGGAGGCCCAGGGUCUGAGCUUGCACUGCAGGGCAGAGUACACUCCUCUACCACCGAAUAUCCAGGACCCUCGCAGCUGUGCAGAGCUCCGCUGUGGUUUCCAGCAGUGUCUGCAGUACUGGCAGCAUCCUUCUCUGCCAUGGCUCUCUCUGUUCCCCAGGAUGGGAGCCAAGCGCAGUUUUUCUGGCAAGAGUACACCAUGGGCACAGGACGCCACCCUACAGCAGAGCCUGAUGAGCGAAUGGUCUGUGAGCUUGACUUCUCUGUACAGUCUCCUAAAGGCCAAACUCUGUCCAUACUUUUACCUUUGUUCCUACCAGUUCACUGUGCUGUUCCGAGCAGCAGGACUGAGUGGAGCUAAAGGCAUCACUGCACUGCUCUCCCCAACCACCAGGGGCCUGCGUGAAGCCAUGAAAGCUGAUGGGAUAGAGUUCUCACUCCCUCUACUGGAAGAGAAAAGGAAGAGCAAAGAAAACGGCUCCUCCCAUCUAAAUGACGACGCACAACUGACUGAUGGAAAUGAACCAAGUAGCACCUUGACAUCAGAGCACAGUGAUAAGGAAGAGGAGCAGCAGGAUGAUGACGAGGAAGAGGAUGAUGAUGAAUGUUUCUCUUGGCUGAAAGAGAUGGGGGUGCAAGACAAGAUCAAGAAGCCUGAUGCCAUCUCAAUCAAGCUGCGUAAAGAGCACAGUGAGGUACGACUGGACCACAGGCCUGAGUCAGUAGUUCUGGUGGAGGGCUCAAACACCUUCACCUUGAUCAACUUUCUCAUCAACUGUAAGAGCCUGGUGGCUGCAGCUGGUCCUCAGGCAGGGUUGCCGCCCACACUGCUGGCCCCAACAGCGUUCAGAGGAGCUACGUUGCACACACUGAAGGCACGAAGUGUAAACGUCAAGACCCAAGUGAGGACAGGUUAUCAGGAUGUGUUCAGUCUGGAGGUCACUGGCCCCAUAAUGCCCCAUGCCCUACACACGCUUACACAGCUCUUGAGACCAGCCCAGAAAGGAAGCUUCUCCAUGGCACUCUACACACAUGAGCCUAGCGCUGUUCUAAAUGUACCAGUCACCACCAAGCCAUCUGAAUCUGACCGACAGACAAACGUGUUGGAAGACUUGAACCGGUGUGGUCUGCAGCAACACACAGUACAGCAGCUGAUGGAGCAGGCGACGCUGGGCAAGAGUGCACUCAGACACCUUGACAUGAGGGACUACUCAUACAGCUGGAGGUCCUGAUGACCACCUGCCUCGCAACUCGCCUCAGCAUGCUAGAUAUCAACAGUCGCACAGUGGAGGCUCUGGGGAUUGCGCUGGCCUGGAUCGAACCCUCCCCAGUCAGUGAAUCCGUGUCGCAGAAGCAGGCCGAGUUCACCAUGUUAGUGUGUUCUGUGCCAAGACGGCACAAGUGAGGUAGAUUUACAGCACAUGCUUAAUCCAUGGACCUGUGGAUUCUGACUCCACUAUAAGUCAAACACUGCCUCCUUAAUAAUUCUAAAGGUUAAUUCUUCAACCUGAUGUGUUUUUUGUUUUAGUUCAUUUAGCUGUCAGUUUGUUUUUAAUAACAUGACCAAGUUGAUGGUGUUUCGUUGCUGAUGAAUUAACCAAAUCCUUCAGUACUACUCAUUUGAUUGAAGGACUCGUACUUGAAAUUCCUCUUGGAUUUCCCACUCGUGAAUUGUUUUUAAAGACAUGCAUGUAAUUUAGGAAUUCCGUACUGAGAACAGGAACAUGUGCAUGAAAUUGUAGCUUUAUAUAAUGUACAUUUCAUUUUAACUUUGAUCAGUAGCGUUGUAUAUCUUGUAUAUUAAAUGAAGUGUUUGUCUCAUGUACUACUCCAUAUCGAGCAGAGUAAUUCAUGUGGGAAGUGAGAAAGUGCCCUCCACAAUUGUUGGCACCCCUUGUAAAGAGUAAAAAGGGUUGGGAAGAAAUACCUUAUGGUGAAGUUGUUUCAUGUCUUGAGAAAAAUCCAACCUUUUUUAUUGAAAAAUUUAAAUCCCUCAUCAAGAAAUUAUUUUAAACAAAAAUACAUGUGCCACUAUUAUUGGCACGCCUGCAUGUAAUACUUUGAACAACCUCCCUUUGCCUAUAGAGAUCUUGCAGUCACGUGACCGGAAAGUACACAGCCGCCAUCUUGUCGGUAAAAAACACAGCUGAAUAUUGCUGCACUCGUGUACAGAAUGGAUCGAUUUCAACUGACAGACUACACGGCUCAUUUUUCUAAUGAACAGAUAAUUAGAUAUAUGUCUAAAAUAAACGAUCUACAGAUUAGUGACCCUUAUGGCUUUCCGGACGUAGUUUUCACGACCGUGUCAGUGGAUUUUGAACUGCCAGCGGAAUACCCAGACGUGUAUAAUUACCUCAUUAACUUUCCCUCGCUGUUCAGUGGUGAAGCACUGCGUGCUUAUAAAUCUCUGGACAGUUAUCUUUACAGAAAUUCAGGGUUUGUCAGCGACUCAGAUGUGGCAUCUUGUAAACAAGAAAAUAAUCCUCAUUGGAUGGGUAAGUCACUUAAGUAUUGAGUAUAGCACUGACCAGCCGAUUAUAGAAUAGAAUAAGGUAAUUCCAGCUGUAAUUCCAAAUCGUCCGUUUUGUUUACAUGGAUCUGGCGUUGGAGAGGUAGAGGCUUAGCAGUGGAGGUUUGAGUGGCUGUUUUCUGAGCUUAGCAGGGGUGAUAGCGUUCCGGUGCCGCGCCGGAUUUCCGGCGUACCGUGG
This is a messenger RNA of Neoarius graeffei (lesser salmon catfish), 3398 nucleotides long. RefSeq names its product protein downstream neighbor of son homolog. Gene Ontology annotation, cellular component: nucleus. Lineage: Eukaryota; Metazoa; Chordata; Actinopteri; Siluriformes; Ariidae. The record is from RefSeq and is a predicted model, not a curated record. Gene Ontology annotation, biological process: nuclear DNA replication. The coding region runs from base 132 to 1922 and encodes 596 amino acids. The transcript is spliced from 10 exons.